Closterium sp. NIES-67 is the source of this 881-nucleotide messenger RNA. The record is from the annotation of a GenBank genome assembly. Lineage: Eukaryota; Viridiplantae; Streptophyta; Zygnematophyceae; Desmidiales; Closteriaceae.
AUCACUCCUGCUUCCAUGUUUCCUCUCUCCAAAUCUGCGCACUGGUUAAGCGCGGCCCACAACCCUCAGACCCCCUUCAGCAGGUAAAACCCUCAGGUUCAGCCCCCUAAGCCUUACAGCCCCCCAGGUUCACCCCCUACUGCAGGUACACUCCCCCAGGUGGCCCUGGGCUCUGUGGCUUGUGGUCGCGCCUCCACCAGUGGUCCGCCCGUCUCUCCCAUUGCAUGCAGCUGUAACUUGUCUCAGUUACAACUCACCCUUAGUCCCCCCACUGCCCACUGACCAGCUCUGUCUGGUUUAUCUUCUGUUUCGCUGCAACCUCACCCUUCCCUCGCUUCUAGUCUCACAUGGUCUCCCAACCUCCCUCCCCUGUGUGCCUCCCCAUUCUACCCCUACCAGGUCGCUUGGCAUCCAUUGAAGAUUGCAGCAGUGAAGCAGAGCAGCAGCAACAGCAGCAGCAGCAGCUGGACUUGGGACGGAUCGGAGCUCUGAAGCAAGGACAGCUGGAGGUGGAGUCCCUCUCCCCUCACUCUCCUUCCCCUCUCUCCUCCCCCCCCCUCCCCAGCAGCAGCAAGGGCAGGAGGCAGCAUGUCUUGAGCUCUGAGGGAGCGGAUUCCCCACCAUAAUCCCCCUUCCCCUCCCAGCAGCCUCAGGCAACAUGGCACCACUCUGCAUCGCUCUGGUAGGGGGAGGCUUAAUGGACACCGUCAGAGUCGGCCGGCCGGCGGCUCUGGUUCGCGUCAGCUCUAGCCACGUCAGGGGUGGGAUUUGAGUCUUUGGCUGGAAGCGCUUUUCCACUGCCACACCUCGCCCCACGAGGUGCACUCUCUGGGGUGCUGCUUCCCAAGGGGAGUGGGCUGUCUGCUGCUCCUACUGCUCAC